This is a messenger RNA of Aspergillus nidulans FGSC A4, 1698 nucleotides long. Its product is annotated as putative transporter. Gene Ontology annotation, molecular function: transmembrane transporter activity. Bases 1 to 1698 code for a protein of 565 amino acids. The record is from RefSeq and is a predicted model, not a curated record. NCBI's taxonomy places the organism in Eukaryota, Fungi, Ascomycota, Eurotiomycetes, Eurotiales, Aspergillaceae. Gene Ontology annotation, biological process: transmembrane transport. The transcript is spliced from 6 exons. Gene Ontology annotation, cellular component: membrane.
AUGGCUAUAGAUGAUGCCACCGUCAGCAAUCAGAUUACGGGGCCUGUCGAUGACGAGACGAAGAAGGGUCCAGAUGCUGUCGUUAAGUCGGAGGCUUCUUCGGAUUCUGGAAAUAAUAAUCGCAGGCGAUUCAGAGAAUACAAUGAGGCUGCCUUUGAUCAAUCCGAAGACCCCAGGUUCUAUAAGCCAAUUCCCGAGUAUGAAGGUAUACAUCGUUGGGAUCCCGACUUUGACUGGUCUGAAGAAGAGGAGAAAAGGCUUGUCAGAAAGGUUGAUUGGAGGAUAUGCACUUUUGCCUGUAUCACGUUCUUCGCGCUCCAACUGGAUCGUGGCAAUGUAGUCCAAGCCACGUCUGAUACAAUGCUUGCGGAUCUCGGAAUGAACACCAAUGAUUACAAUACUGGCCAGACAAUUUUCUAUUGCGCCUUCCUUUUUGCGGAGCUACCGUCACAGCUGAUCUCCAAGAAGUUGGGUCCGGACCGAUGGAUUCCCAUACAAAUGUUCUCUUGGAGUUUGAUAGCUGCUUGCCAGGCUUUCCUAACGAACCGGGGUGGAUAUUACGCUUGCCGAGCGCUAUUAGGGUUGUUCGAGGGUGGUUUCAUUCCUGACACAAUCCUCUUCCUUUCGUUUUGGUACAAGUCUAGAGAGUUGCCAAUCCGCUUGAGCUUUUUCUGGGUCUCCUACCAAGGGACCGCUAUUAUUGGUGCCUUCCUAGCAUUCGGGUUCCUUCACAUCAGAAGAGAAGAUGGUACCGGAGGUUGGAGGUAUCUCUUUGCUUACGAAGGUCUUAUCACCGGUGUCAUAGCCAUCAUUGCCGCCUUCUGGAUGCCUCCAUCGCCAACGCAGACAAAAGGUAUCCUACGUGGGAAGGACGGAUGGUUCAGUGAACGUGAAGAAAAGAUCCUGGUCAACCGAAUCAUUCGAGAUGAUCCUAGCAAGGGGACAAUGCACAACCGCCAAGCAGUCACACCGAAGAUGCUAUGGAAAGCUCUUUGGGACUAUGAUAUGUGGCCUAUAUACCUGCUAGGACUAACCUGGAUGAUUCCAAACACUCCGGCGACAAGUUAUAUCUCCAUCCAGCUGAAGUCACUGGGCUACAACACGUUCCAAACCAAUUUGAUGACUAUACCGGCUUAUGCUCUCUUUAUUGUCAACCUUCUUUUCUGGACAUGGGUUUCGGAACGCUUUGACGUACGAUUUCUCUUGGGAAUUGUGAGUGAAGUCUGGUGCUUAGUGCCGCUUAUUGCACUUGCCGUCCUCCCAGACAAUACCAGUCCAUGGGCGUUGUGGAUUCUCAACGUGAUCUUGAUUGGUGCCCCUUAUGUACAUGCCAUAAUCGUGGCCAUGACUUCCAGAAACGCUGGGUCGGUAUCAACCAGAACAGUCGCCAGCGCCAUCUAUAACAUGAUGGUGCAGGUUUCUAAUAUCAUCGGCAACAACAUAUACCGGGAGAAUGAUAAACCGCAUUAUCGUGUCGGAAAUCGUGUUCUCAUAGCCCUGGCGGCUUGGAGCUUGGUUCUAUUUGUUGGUGCAAGAUACUAUUAUGAGUGGCGCAAUAAGAAGAGGGCAGAAAUCUGGGACAGAAUGUCGAGUACCGAGCGUGAACAAUACUUGGCAGCCAAUGGUGAUAAGGGAAACAAGCGACGAUACUGGAUGUCGGACCAUCUUGUUCCAGCGCGGAAAGCCAAAUGCUUCUAG